This is a messenger RNA of Rhincodon typus (whale shark), 702 nucleotides long. RefSeq names its product rho GTPase-activating protein 31-like. Lineage: Eukaryota; Metazoa; Chordata; Chondrichthyes; Orectolobiformes; Rhincodontidae. Bases 1 to 699 code for a protein of 232 amino acids. Gene Ontology annotation, biological process: small GTPase-mediated signal transduction. The transcript is spliced from 6 exons. The record is from RefSeq and is a predicted model, not a curated record. Gene Ontology annotation, molecular function: GTPase activator activity.
AUGACUAAACAUAAGCAGGAGUUCGAUACAGAGCAGCGUCCUGACCUGACUAAGGAAGUGUAUCUACAAGAUAUCCACUGUGUGGGGUCCCUCUGCAAACUGUACUUCCGCGAGCUGCCCAAUCCUCUUCUCACAUAUGAGCUCUACAAAAAAUUCACAGAGGCAGUCUCUGCUGAGUCAGAGGAGGAGCAGCUGAUCAGAAUCCAAAGUGUCAUUAAAGAGCUACCUCCUACACAUUACAGAACUCUGGAAUACCUGAUCAAACAUUUGACACAUAUUGCUUCCUUCAGCACAAAGACAAACAUGCACUCUAGGAACCUGGCCCUUGUCUGGGCUCCCAAUUUAUUAAGAUCAAAAGAAAUAGAAGGGUCUGGAUAUAACAACGAUGCUGCAUUUCUGGAGGUUCGAGUCCAGUCCAUCGUUAUUGAAUUCAUCCUGAAUCAUGUCAAUCAGCUCUUCAUUAGCAACACAGUCCAACUUGCGCAGGACACUGAAGCACACAAUCCUAUUGCAAAAUGCAAAUCACUCCCUAUUGUUUCACCAUCAAUGAAGCUUUUAACCUUAGAGGAAGCCCAGGCCAGGACUCUGAGACCUGACCAUCCUGCUCGUCUUGAAAAAUCACACUGUGCUCCAAUGGACACUGGACCUGCUGCUGGGACUAUUUAUCACACAAUUAUUGAUCUGCCAGAUCCCAGGUAAGCA